UUCAGUUGAGGCCAACAAGUUUCCGAAGCUGGAAGCGGUUUAGAGGAACUUUUUGUUGUGAUAUAAAAAAUUUAAGACUGGACCAAAAAAUUCGCCGGUUAAAAAAGAAGAAAAAAUUCGCCAAAGAAAAAAAAAUCCAAAAAAAAAGAAAAAAAAAAAAACCGAAAUUGGGCCAGCCUGUCUGAACUCAAACCAAGAGCAGCGAAAAAGAAAAAUCUCAGAAUUUUUUCUUUGUUUACGUUUGCUUUCAAGGCAAAGUAGAAAAAUAAAUCCUUGUCCGCCAUGUUAAAGCUGAGCAUUGUCUUUGGCCUGCUGGCGUCCAUAAUCUGGCGCACCACCCCGACAAAUUGUCGCCAGACACAAAAUCAAACCCAGAACAUCAAUCAAUUGGCGGCCAUCAACAUUGAGCGCUACAUGGAUGGGGAGCAGCAGCGGCCCUGCGACAACUUCUACCAGUAUGCCUGUGGCAAGUGGUAUCAACAGCACAUCGAUGAAAUGGAUUAUGGCGAUGUGUUGGGUCUGAUGGACCAUGAGUUGAAUAAGAAAUUGGAACAUUUGCUAAGGAAGUCUCCCAGCGGCAGUGCGGGGGGUAGUGAUGAGGCUCAUCCAAGUACCACAGAGGCGGCGGGCCACCAGCCACUGGGAUCCAGCAUGGAAAUGUCAACAUUGUAUAAUAAAAUCCGCACCUACUACAAGUCCUGCAAAAAGGUCAAGCCCUACAAUUUGAAGAAAUAUUUACAGCUGAUCCAGCCAGGUCCUGGCCUGCACUGGUAUGUGUUGGCCAAACAGGGUGGCCGUAAAUGGAAUGCCGAUAAAUUCGAUUGGCUGGAGGCCAUUGCAAAGUUGAGGCUCUAUGGCCUCAAUGGGGUAUUGCUAAAGGAACAGGUCCUGCCGCGCUGGGAUGAAUCGACGGCCAUGAGUAUAUAUUUGGAUAAACCAGAUUUGGCCGAAACCCUGGCCAUGGGUGAGGGGGUGAUCAUUGAGCUGCUCAUGGACAUUGGCCAAACCAAACGGCUGGCCAAUGAAAUUGCCCGGGAGGUAAAUCGUUUCGAAUUCCAGCUGCACAAGCUACAGGAACUGGAGGACGAAGAGGGUCCCAAGGAAAUGCAGUUGGGUUAUUUGCAGGAAUAUAUGCCACAAAUCGAUUGGUUGGCCUAUCUGAAGGAGUUAAAGGGUCCCGAUACCGAUCUCAGCACCACGGUGAUCAUUCAAAACAUCCCUUACAUGCGGAGCCUGGUUAAGCUACUGAACACCGUGGAACCCUCAACGUUGUGUAAUUAUAUUAUGAUCAAAUUCCUGCUCUAUCUCAAGACCCAGGGACCGGCAGAGAUAUCGAGGCAGGAGUGUAUUGCCAGCCUGAGGCGGGCCAUGCCACUGGCCAUGAGCUAUGUGGUGGGUCAACAUUUCUACAAGGAUGCCACCAAGACGGACAUCCAGGUCCAGAAGCUGUUCGACCAUCUCAAGGAGACCUUCUAUGCCAUUCUGUCCGACAAUCGCCUUCAGCUACCCGAACCCAUUGUCCAGACCCAGUUGGCAAAGAUUCAGGCCAUGCAGCUACGCAUUGGCUUUGCUCCGCGCAAUGUCACCGGCGACUAUUUCAAUCUCUACUACGAAAAGGUCACCCUGGAUGCCAAUAACUUCUAUGCCAAUCAGCUAAGUCUGCUAAGGCUAAUGGUGGAACGCAGCCAUGAGUCCUUGGAUCCCAUUAGCCACCAGGACAUGUUAAACGAUGAGGCUGUUAUCUCCGCCGAAUGGGUGGGCUCCUCAUCUUCGCCGCUGUAUUUGAAGUCCCGUAACACGGUUGUCAUACCCUAUGGCUUCCUCAACAUGCCCAUUUAUCAUCGGAAUCUUAGGGAUAUAUUUAAAUAUUCCGUCCUAGGCUUUGCCCUGGCCCAUGAAAUGUUACAUGGUUUUGACUCGUCCGGCAUAGAUUAUGAUGCCAGCGGUAAUAUCAUGGGUCCCAGUGAGGAAAUCUCCGCCAAUCAGAGGUUCAUGCAGGGUUUGCGGUGCAUGCAAAAUGAACUGGCCACCGGUUCGAGGAGUCUCAAUGAAAAACUGGCCGAUUAUGAAGGGAUACGUCUCGCCUUCAAUGCCUACUUCUCGCCAACGCGCAGCAAUGAAACCACAUCGACGACGACAAAACAUUUGCGUUCCCGCUACCUCUCCCAGUUUACCCCACAACAGGUCUUCUUCAUUAAUUUUGCCCAGUUCUUUUGCGGCAAGGUCCAUCCGAAAUUGACCCACUCGGCCUAUUUGGAUCAUGCCAUGGAUGAGCUGAGGGUCCUACAGACUUUGGCCAAUUUCGAGGAGUUUUCCAAGGCAUUUGGCUGUGAGAAGAGAGAUAAAAUGCAAUCUCGACAUCGCUGUAAAUUGUGGUGAGAAGGGAUAGCAGAGAGAGAGGAGACGAUGGGAGAGUGUAUAUAUAGCAAUAGGAUGUGAAUAUAUAGCCUUUUUUUAUGUAAAAAUAUAUACGAAAAUUGUGAUAGAGAAAAAUUAAAGAAAAAUAA
This is a messenger RNA of Musca domestica (house fly), 2507 nucleotides long. Its product is annotated as neprilysin-4. Lineage: Eukaryota; Metazoa; Arthropoda; Insecta; Diptera; Muscidae. Bases 283 to 2379 code for a protein of 698 amino acids. The record is from RefSeq and is a predicted model, not a curated record. Gene Ontology annotation, molecular function: metalloendopeptidase activity. Gene Ontology annotation, biological process: protein processing. The transcript has a single exon. Gene Ontology annotation, cellular component: plasma membrane.